AUGAGUGUUCGGGAGUACGGUCUUCAGUUUGAUUAUGCUCCCACUAUUAUGUCUAAGAUGGAGGAUCACAUUCACCGGUUUGUGAUGGGGUUAGAGCAGCACUUGCUUAACAAUCGUAUGUCGAUCUCACUUCCGGCAUACAUGGAUAUUUCUCGUAUUCAGGCAUACGCUCAGGGUGUAGAGGAGUUUAUGCAGAAGCAAAGGGCCACUCGUGAGCAUGAUAGGGACAAGAAUAAGAGAGCGAUAUCUUCGGGUCCUUCUGGGCCUGGUCAGAAUUUCAGGGCCUCAGGUUCUCAGUAUAGAGGUGAGUCAAGUCAGAUGAGGCCGCCCUUGCCACGAUGUGCUCAGUAUGGUAAGCAGCAUGCCGGGCAGUGCCGUAUGGGGUUGGGUGUUUGUUAUACUUGUGGUUAUCCAGGCCAUGUUACGAGGGAUUGUCCGAUAAGAGGUGAUGCAAGCAUAGCUCAGCCAGUGGGAUCUGUAGCUGGUUUGUCAUCAUUAGUACGCCCCCUUGGGCAAGGUUCACAAGUACCAAUGAGUCGUGGUAGUGGCAGAGGCGAAGCAUCUAGCUCGAGCGGUCCUCAGAACCGCAUUUAUGCGUUGGCAGGAUGA
Messenger RNA from Nicotiana attenuata, 609 nucleotides. RefSeq lists its product as uncharacterized. Bases 1 to 609 code for a protein of 202 amino acids. Gene Ontology annotation, molecular function: nucleic acid binding; zinc ion binding. NCBI's taxonomy places the organism in Eukaryota, Viridiplantae, Streptophyta, Magnoliopsida, Solanales, Solanaceae. The transcript has 2 exons. The record is from RefSeq and is a predicted model, not a curated record.